GCUUACGGCCUAGUCGUCUCUCUACUAUGUCCUGUUGAAAGUGCUGGAACCGGUUCUAACUACUAUAAAUUUUAA
Messenger RNA from Aspergillus niger, 75 nucleotides. RefSeq lists its product as hypothetical. The annotation marks the transcript as partial. Lineage: Eukaryota; Fungi; Ascomycota; Eurotiomycetes; Eurotiales; Aspergillaceae. The record is from RefSeq and is a predicted model, not a curated record. The transcript is spliced from 2 exons.